AUGAAGCGACUCCGGCUCGUGCUCCUGACCGCGUUGCUAUGGCAAUGCAGCCGUGCCCAGCAGAGAGGACUGUUCCCGGCUGUGUUAAACCUGGCGUCCAUGGCAGAUAUAUCCGUUAAUGCCACUUGUGGCUCAAUGGGUCCAGAGAUGUCCUGUAAGCUGGUGGAACAUGUACCGGGCCAGCCUGUUAGAAACCCUCAGUGUCGAAUCUGCAGCCAAAGGAGCACAAAACCAUUCGAACGGCAUCCGAUAGAAUACGCCAUCGACGGGACCAACCGUUGGUGGCAAAGUCCUUCGAUCAAGAAUGGAAUGAAGUACCACUACGUGACGAUCACUCUGGACUUAAAACAGGUUUUCCAGAUCGCCUAUGUGAUCAUCAAGGCAGCCAACUCACCUCGCCCAGGUAACUGGGUAUUAGAGCGUUCGAUAGAUGGCGUGACCUUUGACCCCUGGCAGUACUACGCCAUCACAGACACAGAGUGCCUGACGAGGUUCAACAUUAAUCCACGGACGGGUCCUCCAUCCUACACUAGAGAUGAUGAAGUUAUCUGCACAUCUUUCUAUUCAAAGAUUCAUCCUCUGGAGAACGGAGAGAUCCACACGUCUUUGAUCAAUGGCCGGCCCAGUGCAGAUGACCCCUCCCCGACCCUGCUGAACUUCACCUCCGCCCGAUACAUCAGGCUGGUGUUCCAGCGAAUCAGAACGCUCAACGCCGACCUCAUGACUCUGACACUCCACGACCCGAGAGAAAUCGAUCCCAUUGUGACGAGACGGUACUAUUAUUCCAUUAAAGACAUCUCAGUCGGAGGGAUGUGCAUCUGUUACGGCCACGCCAAAGCCUGUCCGCUGAACACUGAUACAAAGAAGUUUAGCUGCGAAUGUGAACACAACACAUGCGGGGAGAGCUGUGAUCGUUGUUGCCCUGGUUACCACCAGCAGCCCUGGAUGGCAGGAACCUUCCUCACUCGACACGUCUGCGAGAAGUGUAACUGCCACGGUAAGGCAGAGGAGUGCUACUUUAAUCAGACAGUAGCAGACCUGUCACUCAGCCUGAACACCCAAGGUCAAAACAGAGGGGGUGGAGUCUGCAUUGCUUGCCGUGAUAACACAGCUGGAAUCAACUGCCAGACCUGCGCUGAUGGUUUCUACAGACCCACUGGGGUGAGAGCUGAAGAGGAGAACCCCUGCAUCGCCUGCUCAUGUGACUCACACGGUUCCAUCAGCCAAUCAUGUGUCGCCGAUCCAAGCCAGGCCACGCCCAAUCAGCCAGCGGGGUCAUGCCGGUGUAAGGAGGGUUUUGGGGGUCUGCGAUGUGACAGGUGUGAUGUGGGUUAUAUGGGCUACCCGUCCUGCGAGCGCUGUAACUGCAGCGUGGAAGGAAGCACCAACGAUGACCCGUGUAUAACACCCUGCGUGUGCAAGGAGAACGUGGAGGGAGAGAACUGCGACCGCUGUAAGCUCGGAUUCUUCAACCUCCAAAGGGACAAUCGACGUGGCUGUGAGAAGUGCUCCUGUAUGGGCGUUUCCACUCACUGUUCUGGCUCCACGUGGUCCUAUCACAACGAGACCACUCUGACUGGCUGGCACCUGCUGGGACUUACAGGAGGUCAAGUGUGGUCCGUCCACAGACAGACGCCUCCGUAUCUCAGUGUCCGACACGCAGACGUUGUGAAUGAUCUCGGCUCUGCCUACUACUGGAAUGCACCCGGACUAUUCCUGGGAAACAAGCUUUCAGCCUAUGGAGGGAGUGUGGCCUACACUGUGUCUUAUAAUACAGACAAGCAAGAACAAAUCGCCAUUAGACCCACCUCACAACCGGACCUUAUCAUAGAGGGUGCCGGGAUCAAGAUUAUUGACAGCAAGUAUGGCCGUCCGUUGUACCCGUCCUCGCCAAGCACCACUCACAUCGCUCUCCUUCCAGAGAACUUCCUGGUUUUAAAGAGCGAUCAGCGGAUUAGCCGAAGGGAUUUCUUGUCCGUGUUGGCCAAUGUGACCAGAGUGAUGGUGCGGGCCUCUUAUAGCGAAGAACCCAGCGCUGUGUACAGACUCCACUCAUUCUCCAUGCAGGUAGCUAAUCCCUCCGCCAGAGGAGAGAGGAGAGCAUCAGCAGUAGAAAGCUGUUCUUGUCCUUCUGGAUAUGCUGGAACAUCCUGCGAGGCUUGUAUUCCUGGUUUUCGGAGGGUUGAUGGGAAUCUGUAUAACGGUGUAUGUGAACCUUGUCGUUGCCACGGACACGCUACACAAUGCCAUGAUGUCACAGGAUACUGCCUGGACUGCACCCAUCACACCACAGGCCCUUACUGUGACACCUGCCUACGUGGUUAUUAUGGAAACGCCACCCGUGGGUCACCUGCAGACUGUCAGCCCUGUGCCUGCCCGCUCAAUCUUCCUAGCAACAAUUUCAGCCCCACCUGCCACCUGGGUGAAGAAGGGGACUUGCAGUGCGACCAGUGUCAGCCCGGCUACACAGGACCACGAUGUGACAGAUGUUCUAACGGAUACUACGGUCAGCCCACUGUGCCAGGAGGAUCCUGCCAGCCGUGUGAUUGCAACGACAACCUGGACCUCUCCGUACCUGGCAGCUGUAAUCCAAUCACAGGCCAGUGUCUGCGCUGUCGUCUAGGUUACGGCGGCAGAUCUUGCGAAAGUUGCGCUGAUGGUUACUUUGGAGAUGCCAUCACUGCGAGAAACUGCCAGACCUGUCAGUGCCACACUAAUGGCUCUGUAUCUGAGAUCUGCAAUAAGGAGACUGGACGUUGCCAGUGCAAAAAAAACGUGGUCGGCCGACAGUGUGACGAGUGUAUGCCUAACUGCUGGUGGGAUGCUGAGCGUCAGGACUGUAUCCCCUGUCGCUGCAGCCCUCACGGCUCUAUCUCUCAGCGCUGCGACAUCGAGGGCCGCUGCAUCUGUCGCCCCGGCUUUGUGGGCCGGCAGUGUGACCUGCGUCGCCAAGGUUACGAGAGGAGGGAGACCCGGAGGCCCGUGGAGCGAGUUCCCAUCGAAAGCGUGCAGCAGAGAUGGGGGGGCUCUUCCCGUACGGGGGGUUGUCCGAGGGGGGCGUACAGGCCUAAGACAGGGGCUCAGACUCACGGCAUCAGCACCGGUGGAUCGUGCGUCCCCUGUCACUGCAACUCGUUUGGUUCCAAGUCGUUCGACUGCGAUGAGACGGGUCAGUGUCGGUGCCAGCCCGGCGUCACCGGACCCAAAUGUGACCGGUGCUCACGAGGAUUCUUCAACUUCCAGGAGGGCGGCUGCACACCGUGUCAGUGCAGCCAUGUGGGGAAUAACUGCGACGCCACCACGGGACAGUGUAUCUGUCCUCCCAACACCAUCGGUGAGAGGUGUGACCACUGCGCUCCGAACCACUGGGGCCACGACAUCGUCACUGGAUGCAAGGCGUGCGGCUGCAGCGUGAUCGGCUCCGUGACCCAGCAGUGUAACGUCAACACCGGCUGCUGCAUGUGCCGAGACUCCUUCAGAGGAGAGAAGUGCAACGAAUGUCAAAUUGGAUACAGAGACUUUCCUCAGUGCACACAGUGCGAGUGCAGCGUCUCAGGAUCGGACAGCCAGACCUGCGACCUGGAGAGGGGAGUGUGCGCCUGCGCUGAUCGAACGGGGAAGUGCAGCUGCAAGGUGAAUGUGGAGGGACAUAACUGUGAGCGAUGUAAGCCUGACACGUUUGGGUUGUCGGUACGAAAUCCUCUCGGCUGCAGCAACUGUUACUGUUACGGAUUGACGAAGUCCUGCACAGAGGCACAGGGACUCAUCAGGAUGUGGUUGACGCUGAAGCCUGAGCAGACGGUGCUCCCCCUGGUGGACAAAUCCAACACAAUGGAGACGAGGAGAGGAGUGAGCUUCCAGCACCCCGAGAUCCUCGCUCAUACAGAGCUGGUCACCUCCACUCUCUCUGAACCCUAUUACUGGAGGCUGCCAGAGCAGUUCAGAGGCUCCAUGAUCACAGCUUACGGUGGCCAGCUGAAAUACGCAGUGUACUACGAGGCCAGAGAGGAAACUGGUCCUUCCUCCUACGAGCCUCAGGUCAUCAUUAAGGGUGGUCCUAACCGCAACAUCGUGAUGACACGCCACAUACCGGGACUCCAGAUCGGUCAGCUCACCCGCCACGAGAUCGACAUGACAGAGCAUGAGUGGAAGUACGCAGAUGGCAGGUCCAUGACUCGAGAGGACUUCAUGGAUAUUUUGUUCUAUGUGGACUACAUCCUAAUUAAGGCAUCACACGGCAACUUGAUGAGACACAGCCGUAUUUCAGAAAUCAGUCUCACAGUGGCCGAGGAGGGCCGACCAAGCAAAGAGAGCGAGAAAGCACAACAGAUAGAGAAGUGUGAGUGUCCACUCGGAUACUCUGGACUGUCCUGUGAGGAGUGUGCUGCAGGUUUCUACCGUCUUCGCUCCGGCUCCCUGCCACCUGCUCCAGCGUCCAGAGUGCCGACCGCUUCCGGCAUGGGCAGCUGUGUUCAGUGCCAAUGCAGUGGGCACUCUUCCACCUGUGACCCCGAGACAUCCAUAUGCCAGAAUUGUCAAGACAACACAGAGGGCGAUCGGUGUGAACGCUGCGCUCCGGGAUUCUACGGUGUGGUCCGAGGUUUCCAUGACGACUGUAAACCCUGCGCUUGCCCCCUCAUCAACCCAGAGAACAAUUUCAGUCCGACAUGUGUAACGGAGGGAUAUGACGACUACCGAUGCACUGCCUGUCCUGAGGGAUACGAGGGCAAAUACUGCGAAAGGUGUUCUACCGGUUACCAUGGUAACCCUUCGAUGCCGGGCGGCCGCUGUGAGGAGUGUAAGUGUUCCCUGUGGGGGGCGCUGCCGGGACCAUGUGACCCUGUGACCGGCCAAUGCCGUUGCAGGGUCGGGGCCUCGGGGACGACGUGUGACCAGUGCAUGGACAGGCAUGUGUGUGGACCAGCUGGGAUCAUCUCCUGUGAUGACGAGUGCUCGGGUCUGUUGAUCAGCGAUAUGGACCGCCUGUAUCGCAUCAUCACUGAUGUCACCCUGACCACGCCCCUCCCACCGCCUUAUAAGGUGUUGUACCGCUUCGAGAACAUGACUGAAGAACUCAAGCACAUGCUGUCACCUCAGAAAGCUCCGGAGAGAUUACUGCAACUGGCCGACUCCAACCUGGGAUCACUGGUCGUUGAGAUGGACCAGCUGCACAGCAGGGCCACUAAGGUGUCUGCUGACGGAGAGCAGGUCGACGAUGAUGCUGACAGGAUUCAUAAACGAGCUGAGGACCUGGAGCAGUUCAUCAGGGAUACACUGCUGGGAGCUCAAGACCUCCAGUCGAAGGCUGCCGAGUUGAACCAGACUCUCUCGCGGGGAGAUGGAACUCCAGACAAAAGCCUCAAGGAGAUGAAGGAGGAGAUCCAGGCCAUGCUCGCCGAGAUGAGAAAACGACAGCUGGGAGGGAAGAAGAGCAUCGCAGAGGAAGAGAUGGACCUUGCAGAGGAGUUGUAUCAGAAAGUGAAGAGAUUAUUUGGCGACCCCCAUCAGGCCACAGAAGACCUGAAAGCAGAAAUAAAAGAGAAGCUGUCAGACCACGAGGGGAAGCUCCAUGAGGCGCAGGAUCUCCUCCACGAGGCCCAGGGGAAGACCAGGCAGGCCGGCUCGCUGGCUGACCAGAACCAGGCCAACCUCACAUCCCUGGAGAGGAAGCGCUCUGCAGUGAGCGGGCUGAAACAAGAAGCACAGGAGGUCCUUGGAGAAGGAGAACGUCUUCUGGGUGAAGCCAACCAGUUUUCUAACAACAUCAUCAAGGAGAUAGAGGACCUGGAUGAGAUGGGCAGAGAGCUGGUUCCUCUUCACGAGAAGCUGGAUGAGAGAGUGACUCACCUCACUGACGGUCUGAGCGGCGGCGGCCUGGCUAACCACGUGCACGACGCCGAGGAACACGCCAAGCAGCUGAACCAGUCUGCUGCCAUUUUGGAUGGUAUUUUGGCUGAAGCUAAAAAUCUCUCCUUCAAUGCAACAGCUGCCUUCAAGGCCUACAGCAACAUUAAAGCAAACGUGGACGCAGCGGAGAAAGAGGCGAAGGCAGCCAGACAGAGGGCAGGUGAAGCACUGGCUCUGGCUUUAGAUCCAGAGGUCCCAGUGAAGGAAGCAGCUCAAGGUGCCCUUCAGAAGAGCCACAAACUGCUAAACGAAGCUAAACAACUUCAAAAUGAUGUCAAAGAGAAUGCAGAUGAUGUGGCCGGGCUGAAGGGCAGAGUUAAAGCAGCGAGAGACAAAACCAAAGACCUGCUGAAAGCUGUCAACGGAACCAUGGCAACGCUCAACGCUAUUCCCAACGACACAGCAGCUAAGCUCGCAGCCACAAAGGCUGUAGCAGCAGACGCUAACGCCACGGCCAUAGACGUCCUGGAUCGUCUCGGGGAUUUGAACCUGCAACUUCACGGCCUGCAGAGGAACUACAGCGAGCUGGAGGACACCGUCAACGCUGCCAAUCAGAUGAUCCAGGACCCCGAGAAAAACAUCCAUGCUGCAGGAGCUAAAGUGAAGGAUUUAGAGGAUGAAGCUGAUAGGCUGCUGGAGAAGCUGCAGCCAAUCAAAAAGCUGCAGGACAACUUGAGGAGAAACAUCUCGCAAAUCAAGGAACUCAUCAACCAAGCCAGGAAACAAGCCAACUCAAUCAAAGUUUCAGUGUCUUCAGGUGGUGACUGCCUGCGUAGUUACCGACCCGACAUCAGGAAAGGAAGAUACAACACCAUCAUCCUUCAUGUUAAAACCACCACACCUGAUAACCUGCUGUUCUACCUGGGCUCAGCCAAAUAUGUUGAUUUCCUCGCCUUAGAGAUGCGUAAGGGGAAGGUGAGUUUCCUCUGGGACGUGGGUUCAGGUGUGGGCAGGGUCGAAUAUCCUCAUCACACCAUCCAUGAUGGGAACUGGCACAGAAUAGAGGCGUCUCGUAAUGGGUUGAAUGGCACCAUAUCAGUGUAUCCUCUGGAAGGCUCUAUGGCUGGUAUGAUGCCGACCCCGGCCAGUGCCAACUCGCCCACAGCCUACACCAUCUUGGACGUCGACCAGAACGCCUACCUCUUUGUGGGAGGAAUACUCGGCACUGUCAAGAAAGCAGAUGCAGUCAGAACAACAACAUUCACCGGCUGCAUGGGGGAAACCUUCCUGGACGGUAAACCUAUUGGACUGUGGAACUACAGAGACAGACAGGGAGACUGUAAAGGAUGUGUUGUCAGCCCCCAGCGUUCAGAUAGCGAGGGGACGGUUCAGCUGGAUGGCGAGGGCUACGCCGCAGUGGGACGACCCACCAGGUGGAACCCCAAUGUUUCCACUGUGGCCUUCAAGUUCCGCACGUUUUCCUCUGAAUCCCUGCUCAUGUAUUUGGCCACUGAAGAUAUGAAGGACUUUAUGUCCCUGGAGCUGUCGGAGGGCAAGGUGAAGGUGAACUUUGACCUUGGGUCAGGAGUCGGUAGUGCCAUAUCACCUAGCCGCCACAAUGAUGGACGCUGGAAAUCCCUUACCAUGUCACGGAACAAGAAACAAGCCACCGUGACCGUUGUGGACAUCGACAGCGGUACUGAGGAGAAGAUCACGGCCACAUCUCAGGGUGCAGCUACGGGUCUGAACCUCAAGGAAAACCAGAAGAUGUACUUUGGAGGGCUGCCUACUAUUGGAAACUACAGCAUGACAGCCAGGUCGGAGGUCACCCUGAAGCGUUAUGCUGGCUGUCUGCGGGAGAUUGAAGUCUCCAGGACUCCUUAUAACCUCCUCAGCAGUUCAGAUUAUACCGGGGUCACUAAAGGAUGUAAUGUUGAGAACCUGUACACAGUCAGCUUCUCUAAGCCGGGAUACAUGGAGCUGAGUGGCUUGUCGCUGGCCGUUGGCACGGAGAUCAGCCUGUCGUUCAGCACUUUGACGGACACUGGGAUCAUUUUCCUGGCUGUAGGUGGAGCUUCACCGAUCGGCCUGCAGAAUAUCUUCCCACCACAGGCCAGAAACACAAACCUCCUCAGCAAUAACAGGAGACGCAGACAGUCUGGAGAGCCCUACCUCUCUGUCAUGCUGAACAAAGGCUCUCUGGAGGUGCUGGUGUUCACCGGCAGCCACAGUCCGCGUCGUGUCAUCAGACGGCCUGAACAAGGCUCGCUGCACGACGGGAGAGAGCACUCGCUGCGCAUAGAGAGGCUACCUGGCAGAUCUUUUGCAGUUCAGGUGGACGAGGAGGCCAAGAGGGAGGCGGCGCUUCCCAACGACCAGCCGGUGAAGCUGCAGCGGAUCUUCCUCGGCGGUAUUCCUGCAGAUGUCGAGCAGACAUCCAACAGAGCCAACGUCCCAUUCCAGGGAUGUAUAUGGAACCUCAUGAUCAACGCUGUCCUCUCAGACUUCUCCCUGCCCGUGUCCUUUGAGAAUGCUGAAAUCGGACAGUGCCCCAGCCUCGCCCCGCCGCCACCUCUACCUCUGCUGCCGGACGAAGAGGAACCCGAGAAGGAAAAGGAGGAGUCCAAGCCACUCAGUCCUCCGCCGACCCCGGCCCCCGCCACACCAGCUCCUGGUCCUCCUGCUGAGGCCACGCCCCCUGCCACACCUGCUGCCACACCCACUGCUGCUGCAGCCCCGCCCACUGACAAACAGGAGCCCAGCGUUGACAUGGAUUCAUGUGCUUCGGCUGUGGCCCCGACAGCGCUGGAAAAGGCCUAUCAGUUCGGACUGACCAGGAACAGCCACAUGAGUUUCGCUUUUGACGACACCAAAGUCAGAGAGAGGCUGAUAUUGGAGUUUGAGCUGAGGACGAAGGAGGAGUCUGGUCUUGUUCUCUACAUGGCAAGAAUCAACCACGCUGAUUUUGUUACCAUACAGAUCAAGGACGGGCAGGUGUGUCUGGGUUACGACCUCGGCCAUGGAAACAUCUCUGGCUGCGUCCCCUUCUCCAUCAACGAUGGAACCUGGCACAAGAUCCGUGUGACUCGUGUCAAGCAGAGAGGUGUACUUGUGGUUGAUGGGCGAUACAGCAAACAGAUGACCAGUCCAAAGACGGCCGACCUGUUGGAUGUGGUGGGAAUGCUGUAUGUGGGUGGAUUACCACAAAACUACACCAGCAAGAGAAUCGGACCGAUUCUCUUCAGUAUCAAUGGAUGUAUCCGUAACUUUAAGAUGGUUGGAGGUGCUGUGACCGCUAAGGCUCCUGCUCAAGCUGUGCUUGAGGACUUUAAACUAGACAUGGCCGCGCCCGCCUCCAGCUACAUGGUUGGAAGAUGCUUUGUGGCCACUGAGACGGGAACCUAUUUCGAUGGCACUGGCUACCUGAAAGCAGUGUCUUCAUACAGAGUGGGUCUGGAUGUGUCGAUAGCGUUGGAGUUCAGGACGAGCAGAACCAAUGGAGUGCUUUUAGCCGUCAGUAACCAAGCUAACGAUGGACUGGGACUGGAGAUUGUUGAGGGCAAGCUGUUCUUCCACGUUGACAACGGAGCCGGACGGUUCACAGCGGAGCACGUGCCCGAGGGGGAGGGCUUCUGCGACGGCCAGUGGCACUCCGUCACUGCCAGGAAGCUUCGCCACAGGGCGGAGCUGGUGGUGGACGAGAAGCAGAGCCAAGCAGAGAGUCCCAACGCACGCUCCAACACCUGUGACACCAACGACCCCAUCUACGUCGGAGGAUAUCCAGCUGGCGUUCGGCAGGCGGCGCUCUCCACCACCACUUCCUUCGGCGGUUGCAUGAGGAACCUGAAGAUCACUAAAGCGUCUAAGACCCUGGAUGUGCAGUUUAACAAGGCGCUGGAGAUUAAAGGGGUCCAGCCUCUCUCCUGCCCUGCUGUAGCUGCCUAACCAGUCCCAGAGAGCCUCCACUAAUACAGCACUCCUCUGACCCACACUGGACUCAAUCAUGUUUCAUGUCCAAAAAUAGAUAAUAUACUAAAUCAAGGACUUGAUUUGAGGUCAGACUGGCUCUUCAUCAGGUACAGAAGUUAACUCAGAUGUGUGUCCUUGAAGAAAUGGUCAAUAAUCCCUCCUGUGGGUGGGGGAAAUCUCCAAACCAGACCCAAUCACUCAUCAGAAUAUGAAAUAUACGUAACAACAAAAAGGGGAUUAUAAUAAUUAAGUUUAAGGUCAAAAUGAAAACUUUGUCCUAGUUAUGUGCUUCACAGUAGUUUCACUGCUGUUCCAGCACUUUUAUGAUAAUUGUUAUAUUUCUGUGAUGUGACUGUGUGUUGGUUUUUAAGGUACUAAGUACAUUUACUCAAGUACUGUACUUACCUUGAGUAUUUCCAUUUAUCAUAUUUUCUGUCCACUACAUUUAGCUGCCAGCUUUAGUUACUUUUCAGGUCAAGAUUUUAAACCUCAUUACAGUGUAUGAAGUCGUUAAAAUGAGCUCUACCUUUUAUAAAAAGUAAAACGCUGCUUACAAAAUGCAUCAAUACAAACAAUCUAAUGAUAUAUUUCGUAUCUACAGUGUUUAACAAAUUCAUUAGAGCACCGGUUUUUGCCACAGCUGUCCUAAAUUAACAGCAUUAGUAAUUACCAAAAUAUUUUUAUGUUUCUGUAAUGGUUAAUACACCAUUAUGUAGAAGCUCUUUUACGGAAAUUAUAUUUUUUAUGCUAAAAUAUAAUUAUUAUUGUUAUCCAUUAUUUUCAAAUUUACUGUUUUAUAAAAAAACUGUAAAAAGAAAAAUAGUAAAACACAUUAGUAUUUCUUGAUUAAGAUGUCAAAUUAUAGUUAUUUACUUGCAUUCCUGAACAGAAAAUUUUGUUUUAAUGGUUGAAUGUUCUGCUUGACUAAUUUCUGACUUCUCAGCCCAGUGAGUCGGCUCAAAUCUGGCUAUAAAAAGGUGAAUUCAGUUUGUUAUUUGCCAAAUAAAUAUCAAUUACAUUUUAACAUUAGCUUAAAGCUUUUGAAAAAAUUCUAAAAUAUUUGUUUUUAUGACAGAUGGUCUAAUAAAUUUGUUAAGCACUGUAUAUAAUAAUUAGAGUGGGUCCAUUCUGCAUAACAAGUACUUUUACUUUUGAUACUUGAAGUACAUUUUGAUGCUGAUACAUUUGUUCUUUUACUUGUAGUGGAGUAAUUUGACAUUGUGGCAUCAGGACUUUUACUUAAGUUAGGGAUCUGAAUACUUCUUCCACCACUGACUGAGUCUGGCUUGAAGAUGACACACAGCCAAUAGUUUGUCAAAGUUAUAAUCUUUUAUUCUCUUUGGCAGCACCUAUCCAAACAGUAACAUGAAGCGCCUACCUGUGCACCUGUGUGCAUUGUGUUUUUUCCAGUUAAUGCUUCAUCAGGGGUUCAUAGUCUUACCGUAUUUAAAUUAAGAUUAUUACUUUAACUUAAUGCCGCUGUACUUGAUGAACAGCCAAUCUGAUUCAUUCAACAGUGUUGAAGGUCCCUCUGAAACAAAACGUCUAUACAACAACAAUCAGAUUCUGUCUAGUCACGUACUAGAAAUUCAGCAUAUACCGACUUACCUACCUGUGGUCAAUAUUAAGAGAAGAAGCCAUGGCAGCAUCUGUGUCUGAUGCAAACAAUAUGUGAAGUCAAGAAAAUGUUUUUCUUCUUAAAAACGUUCUUACGCCCUCAUAUUUUCAGUAUGAGACCCUGACUUUAUGUACAGUGUAAGGAUCUGGUCAAUAAAUCCAUCAUGGCUACAAAUUAAGGUCUCAGAGUGUUUUAAAAUGAGUUUCUUCACUAAGUAGUAUUAAAAACCUGUGCUGCGGUUGCAGGUGCUCAUAGUAUUAAAGCUAAUUAUAUUUUUAUGAUAUGUGUGAUGAUGUGAAUGUUAAAUCAGCGAUGUUUUCCAGGGAAGUUAUAUUAAUUUACCCUUGUUACACAAACUCCCUUGGAAAAUAAUGAAAAAAAAAUCAUGUAUAUCUUUGUGUGAGUUUUCUACAUUUGUCCUUCCUAAACCUUGUUCCCUCAGAAUUAUAUUCUCCACUUUGUUUAGCAAGAAAUUAACAUGUUAUAACCCUCUUAGAUGCAGUUCUUCUCAGCCCUCUGUGCAGGAACAGACGUGGACAGAUCCUGAUCUAAAAAUGACACAAAAAAACAAGUGGGCCUGCUUGAUUAACCCAAUGGCAUAAAUACAAGUGGUUAAAUUGCAGAUUACAAUAGCUGCGAGUUAAUAACUGUAUUGCUAUAUGGACAUGCUAACUUUAAUGAUGGCAAGUAGAUGACAAGAGAAAUUUUUUCAAUUUUUCUGGGUACAAUAAUCCUUCAACAUUCCACACAAUCAAUUGAUUUGAUGUAACAGGAAACUGUCACACAAGCUGGAGCUUGUGUUAUUUUUCAGUAUUGUUGCGAUGCCAAACUGAAGGUUCAAGGUUUCCGUAGGACGCUUACAGCGGUGUAUGUUCUGCAUGGUGUUUCUGAAAUAUAUUCUUGAUAGCAUCAUAAAGAUUGUCCUGUCCUUCUUUUAACCUCUGAAGUCAGGAGAUUUUGGUUCAAAUUUGUCAACUUCCUAUGCAUUCAUUUCUGUCUCUGUUUAGCAUCUUUCAGUCUGUCCUUACAUCACAUGCAUGGCUCAUUUUUCUCCACACAAAGUUGGCUAUCAGUCCGAUUUUGCAUUUUAUUUUUAAUUAACAAAGUAUAAAGCUGCCAGGAACCCACAAUACAAACAAAAGACACAGGUG
This is a messenger RNA of Centropristis striata (black sea bass), 12585 nucleotides long. RefSeq names its product laminin, alpha 2 (gene lama2). NCBI's taxonomy places the organism in Eukaryota, Metazoa, Chordata, Actinopteri, Perciformes, Serranidae. Gene Ontology annotation, biological process: cell adhesion; regulation of cell migration; regulation of cell adhesion. Gene Ontology annotation, molecular function: signaling receptor binding. The record is from RefSeq and is a predicted model, not a curated record. The coding region runs from base 1 to 9792 and encodes 3263 amino acids. The transcript has 74 exons.